ACAGCAGCCCCGGAGUUGCUACGACAACCAGUGCUCUCUUGGCUUUCAUGUGGCCAUGUGACAGUGAAGUUGACGUCAAGUAGAGGCAGAGCCUGUGGAUGAAGACACACACAGCCCAGAGGCUUGUGGAGUCUGCUGCUGUUGCUGUUGCUGCUGCAUGGUGGAGCUGCAAUCUCUCCGCUCUCCCAACUGACGCUUCUCACCGUCCGCAACGAGCAUGGACUAUUAACCCUGCGCUUCAGCAUCGUCCUACCAAGUUGAGAAAGUCGCACACAAUCAUGGGGAAACAGAACAGUAAGCUACGUCCUGAGGUCAUGCAUGAUUUACUAGAAAGCACGGACUUUACAGAGCAUGAGAUCCAGGAGUGGUACAAAGGCUUCUUGAGAGACUGUCCCAGCGGGCAUUUAACAAUGGAGGAGUUUAAGAAAAUUUAUGGGAAUUUUUUCCCUUAUGGGGACGCUUCAAAAUUUGCAGAACAUGUAUUCCGCACUUUCGAUGCUAAUGGCGAUGGGACAAUUGACUUUAGAGAAUUUAUUAUAGCACUGAGCGUAACAUCCCGGGGAAAGCUGGAGCAAAAGCUGAAGUGGGCGUUCAGUAUGUAUGACUUGGAUGGCAACGGUUAUAUCAGCAAAGCAGAGAUGCUGGAAAUAGUACAGGCAAUUUACAAGAUGGUCUCCUCAGUAAUGAAAAUGCCGGAAGACGAGUCAACGCCAGAGAAGAGAACGGAAAAGAUCUUCCGACAAAUGGACACCAAUCGAGACGGAAAACUAUCCCUGGAGGAGUUCAUCAAGGGGGCAAAAAGCGACCCAUCUAUCGUCCGCCUACUUCAGUGUGACCCAAGCAGUGCCGGACAAUUCUAAACUUUAUUUUUUUUUUUAAACAAAACCUUUUUUUUUUUUGCCAAAAUUAAAUUUGUUGUGGUGUUGACAACGUCACAGCCAAAACCUACCUACUUCCUCCUGUGGUAUCUUUACGUCUGAAUGACAAAGAAUGAUAAAUAUUGUCGAGAUUUGCGGCUGGACUUUUACUGCUCUAUGGCCCUAGGGUUUUCUUCACGCUUUUUCUAUGUGGGAUAACAACAGAGACCUCCCUGAAUUUUUACUUUUACAAAGCUGAUCAACAGAUUCGACAAGGCUGCGGUGAAGACUUGGUUUUAUUACUGUGUAGUUGCUUUAGUCAGUUUUGCUGUUGGAAGAGUGUGAGGAACCACCUUGGUUCACUGGAGAUUUCUAAGAUUCACAGUGUGGUCAUGUUUGUGAGUUGCACCAUUGCUGAGCAGAUUUCUUUUUUUUAUGAUUUUUUUAGAAGAGU
This is a messenger RNA of Nanorana parkeri, 1311 nucleotides long. It is a transcript of the gene NCALD, whose product is annotated as neurocalcin delta. The record is from RefSeq and is a predicted model, not a curated record. Gene Ontology annotation, biological process: calcium-mediated signaling. Lineage: Eukaryota; Metazoa; Chordata; Amphibia; Anura; Dicroglossidae. The transcript has 4 exons. Gene Ontology annotation, cellular component: cytosol. The coding region runs from base 99 to 860 and encodes 253 amino acids. Gene Ontology annotation, molecular function: actin binding; tubulin binding; calcium ion binding.